AUGCAGGCUGCAAGAUGCACUAUUGAGGUCGGAAGCAAGAUGUCUUGUCAGCCUACCAUGGUUUCCGAAAAGCCUAUUGGUAGCUUGCAGGUCCUUUCGAUCGUGGAUCCUCGAUCGUGGCAGAGGUUUGCCCAGGGUAACCUCUACGCUAGCCCAAAGGGCACCCGAACCCACCCAGUCGCAUGGCAGUGUGCCAAGCCCAACUAA
Messenger RNA from Penicillium chermesinum, 207 nucleotides. RefSeq lists its product as uncharacterized. Bases 1 to 207 code for a protein of 68 amino acids. The transcript has a single exon. Lineage: Eukaryota; Fungi; Ascomycota; Eurotiomycetes; Eurotiales; Aspergillaceae. The record is from RefSeq and is a predicted model, not a curated record.